AUGGCAUCCGGCGCCGGCCGCAACAGGAGGGAGCGCACCUUUGUAGGGAGCGAAUGCGCAGUGUGCGAGGAGCCGCUGGAGCACACCCUGCGCGGAGAGCGCAUUCUACAAUUUUCAUGCUCGCACGUAUCUCACGAAGCUUGCUUCUACGAGUUUAUUCGCGAAUUCGAAUCGCAAUACUGCCCCUCGUGCGAUGCGCCUCUCCAUCUCGACACUAGCCGGGGCGGCAAUGUCUUGGAUAUUGAAAAAAUCAGCAACCUCGUUCGAUCUGUCUCAUCCACCGACACUAGGUCAAAUCACACCCCUACGCCCACGGCUACGCCAUGGGACAACAACCCAACGCCCACUCCGCGCCCCACCAGCAUCGAGUCGAACCAGCGAAACAUGGCCAGCACCCACACCCGCGAAAGCGCGCCUCGAAGCACUGGACGCGACAGGGAGAGCAGCCAGCCACCGACUUCCGAGAGGUACGGCCCUUCAAGGCACGCUCGCAGCGAUAGCGAGGCCACCGGCGUCGCAUCGUCUGGUGGCUACCCCGAAACGACCCAAAGCGGCCCGCCGCGCAGACACGAUUAUGACGUCCAGGCAAUGGAGACCACACCGGGCAGCCCCCGCGCGAUAACGAGGAAUCCGAUCCCGGCACCGACUGUGACAGUUCGAUCCGAGUUCCCCACCAUCAACAGGUCUCGGCAGCAGCAGACCUUGACCUGCCUUAUUACCGUAGAAGUACCCGACAACAAGUGGCGGCCCGAUCCCGAAGAUCUUGGGUCAGCCCCGCCAGCCCCGCCUGCAGUGAAUGCCCGAAUCGACGAGGCAUUUGCGCGACCACCAUCCCCGGCCCGAAGUGCGCCUCGAUUCUAUCCCUACGAGUCUCGGGAAGUGCUGGAGGAACAAACCGAAAAUCUGAGAAACCGUGUGGACAACUGGCAUGGACUCGAUUUCAGCAGAUUCGGCAAACUGCGGCUGUAUGGCACACUACGCGUCGGCAAGGAUAAGGCAUCCUGGCAGGAGCUGGAAUGCUUUCUGUUCGCUGAAAUGUUGAUUUGCGUAAAGGAGAAGAAGGUAACCCUCGCAGGGCAAUGGGACGAGAACGGCAUGCCCAAGAAGACCACCCGCUGCACACUCAAAGGAUCCAUCCUCAUCAAGAAGCACCUCAAUGAGGUCUCGGAAACGGGCAACAUUGAUGAGAACAUUCUUACACUAAACCUCUCUGUCGCGGAGCUGCCUCAGUUCCACCUCCGGUUCGAGAACCGCAACCAGCUCAAGCUUUGGCACCAAGCACUGCUCGACUUGAACGCUGUCGAAACGUCGCCAGUCCGCAGCCCAGAGUACGACCGAGGAGAAUUCUCCGAGACGGACGAGGAUGACUGGCAGCGUGGAUCGCGACAGCAAAGGGUGUCGUCGAUUGCCUCGUCCUGGGGCGGCCCUAAAUCCACCACAACGGCGCCCACCGAGUACACCAACUUCCAGAGGAGCCCGACAAUGCCGGCUUCCAUCCACGUACCCAUCGACGUGGUUGUGGUCGUCCCCAUCUCAUCGUCGAUGCAGGGCGUCAAGAUCAACCUUGUUCGCGAUGCCCUCAAAUUCAUGGUCAACACCCUCGGCGAGAGAGAUAGGAUGGGACUCGUCACCUUUGGAUCGGGCGGCGGCGGUGUACCCAUUGUGGGCAUGACCACAAAGGCGUGGCCCGGUUGGAGCAACGUAUUGGGCUCCAUCAAGCCGGUUGGGCAAAAGAGCCACCGCGCCGAUGUGGUGGAGGGUGCCAAUGUCGCCAUGGACUUGCUCAUGCAGCGCAAGUACAACAACCCGAUCGCCACCAUUAUGCUCAUCAGCGACGCUUCUACUUCGGACGCCGACAGUGUCGACUUUGUCGUGUCGAGAGCCGAAGCAGCCAAGAUCACCAUUCACUCCUUUGGCCUCGGCAUGACGCACAAGCCCGAUACCAUGAUUGAGCUCUCUACCCGCACCAAGGCGUCUUAUACCUACGUCAAGGACUGGAUGAUGCUUCGCGAGUGCCUUGCCGGCUGCCUCGGCGCCAUGCAGACGCUCUCUCACCAAAACGUGAAGCUCAAGCUGAAGCUGCCUGAAGGAUCUCCGGCCAAGUUCCACAAGAUCAGCGGUGCCUUGCAGAUUACCAAGCGCGCCACGGGUCGUGACGCUGAGGCCUCCCUGGGCGAUCUUAGAUUCGGUGACAAGCGCGACGUCUUGGUGCAGCUCGUCAUUGUGCCGGACAACACGUCCCAAGAACAACUGCCGCAGGAUCCUUGGGAUAACAUUGUCUCGGGUCUGGAGGCGCUCGGUGGAGCUGGCGAUGGGGACGACCAGCGGGUGACUUCAGUCGAGGAGGUGCCUCUCAUCCAGGCUGACCUUACAUGGGGUGACAUUCUCCGGGAUGGCACGCUCUCCCAUCUCCCCCGCCCUUCUCUGCUUGCCAUCACUAUGCUUCCGGCCCAGGCGAAAAACAAGAAUUCGUGGGCAGGAUCGCCCCCGAUCCCCCCUCACCCGCACAUCGUCCAGCGGCGCAUGGAGCUGCUAACGUCGGAUAUGCUAACCCGCGCCUUGACCCUCGUGUCGCGCGGUCAGCACGACCGAGCGCACACCCUACUCAACGAGACCCGAUCUAUUUUGAAGGGUCUUGGAAAAGGUGGUCUGCCUCCGAUUCCUCCACCGACGGCACCGCCAACGAGAUCCCUCCCUUCCACCCCGCACCCCGGGAACGAUGCCUCACCCUCCAUCACCCCCGACAGAAAACAGACUCCAUCGCCCACUCAAUCGGCCAACUCGUCCGCCGUCAACGGCUACCAGGCCACUGGCAUCGGGCGCAGUCGGUCCAACGAUGGCCUCGGUCUCGGUGCGGGUAUCGAUGCCAAUACCGUUGCCGCUCUGGACCACGAGCUCGAGAGCAGUCUCGAAUGGAUCAGCCAUCCUGCCGUCUUUGGCCGCGACAGCCGCAAAGCUGUUCUCCAAGCGAUUGGAGUAAUCAGCUCCCAGCGAGCCUUCACCUUCCGUACGCCGAUUGAAUCCCUGUGGUCUGGUCGCGUGGCGGGUGUGAAGAAGCUCACCAGCAAGAGUCGUGAGUGGCGCGAAGAGGGUGGCGGCGAGGGCGGCAUCAUGGAGGAGGCCUAA
Colletotrichum fioriniae is the source of this 3126-nucleotide messenger RNA. RefSeq lists its product as uncharacterized. NCBI's taxonomy places the organism in Eukaryota, Fungi, Ascomycota, Sordariomycetes, Glomerellales, Glomerellaceae. The record is from RefSeq and is a predicted model, not a curated record.